GGCGAGCAGAGCGGCGCGCCUGUCCGGAGCUCGGCUGUGGCGCUGGAGGAAGCUGAGGAGGCGGCGGCGGCGGCGGCAGUGGGCCCGGACCAGCUCCCGUAAGUGGAGGAUGAGGCGCCGGGGUCCCCCAUGGGCGGGUGUGUGGGCUCCCAGCACGACUCUUCAGGCAGCCUCAACGAGAACUCGGAGGGCACCGGAGUUGCUUUAGGUCGUAACCAGCCUUUGAAAAAGGAGAAACCAAAAUGGAAAAGCCAUUAUCCUAUGACACAUGGACAACUGCGCAGCAAGAGAGACGAAUUUUGGGGUACUGCACCAGAAUUUGAAGGCCGUAAAGAGAUUUGGGAUGCCUUGAAGGCUGCUGCGCAUGCUUUUGAGAGCAAUGAUCAUGAACUGGCACAAGCGAUCAUUGAUGGUGCAAAUAUAACAUUACCACAUGGUGCAUUUACAGAGUGCUAUGAUGAACUGGGGAACAGAUACCAGCUUCCAGUCUAUUGCUUAGCACCACCAAUCAACAUGAUAGAGGAAAAGAGUGACAGAGAGACUCUAGAUAUUCCUGAGCCACCACCCAAUUCUGGAUAUGAAUCUCAGUUCCGUUUGUGCUUUUCUACAGGAAAGACCUCAAACUUGUGGUUCGUAGCACAGACACAGUAUCCACAUGAAGAGACGUUACAUGCAGAUGAAGGAGUGGAACCAAGUAGUCAGCAGUGGUUUUUCUCUGGCAGACCUCUCACUGACAAAAUGAAGUUGGAAGAGCUGAAGAUCCCAAAUGACUAUCGUGAGCCAGACUUUGCAGAACCCAACACCAGUUGA
This is a messenger RNA of Nycticebus coucang (slow loris), 810 nucleotides long. RefSeq names its product ubiquitin domain-containing protein 2-like. The record is from RefSeq and is a predicted model, not a curated record. NCBI's taxonomy places the organism in Eukaryota, Metazoa, Chordata, Mammalia, Primates, Lorisidae. Bases 130 to 810 code for a protein of 226 amino acids. The transcript has a single exon.